AGAACAAACCGAGAUCAAACUCCCUCUAGUUAAUUCAAAGUGCGUCACGGAAUCACGCAGUGCACAGGAGAGAUCUAGUGCGCGCUAUUAUACCCGGGGAUAAAUAAUCGUCAAAGUUCUAUCGUAUCAUGGUGAAGAUAGCAUUCAACUCUGCUCUGGCGCAGAAAGCCCUGCAAGGGAAGGAGGCUGGGCUGGCCUCGGAGAAGGAUCCUGAGGCAGCUGUGGGUGACCUUAGCAGCAGUAACCAAGGUGCUACAGGAAAAUGUGUCCUCACUCUACUGGGACUAGCAUUCAUCCUGACUGGGGCUAUAGUUGGGGCAGCCUGCCUCUACCGAUACUACACACCCAAGAGGCUGUACCACGGGGCCAUGCAGUUCAGUGAGGUGUCCAGCGGGGCGGCGGUAGAGAGACAGCCCUACUAUCUGCCCCGCGUCGAGGAGGAAGUAGAGAUCUCUGACAACAUGGCCACCAUCAAGGUCCCACCCCCUCGCUUUGCCCAGGGAGACCCUGCAUAUAUCCUGCACGACUUCCAAAAGAAGCUGACGGCAUAUCUGGACCUGACUCUGAGGACAUGUUUUGUGAUUCCCCUGAACACUUCAGUGGUUCUGCCUCCUCAAGACCUCAUGGACCUCUUCAUGCAGUUAAUGUCGGGGUCGUUCCGUAGCUACCUGGUGCAGGAGGACCUGGUCGUGACGGAGCGUGUUGAUGAUGUCACAGAGAUGGGCUUCUAUAUCCGCCGGCUGUGUGAGGGCAAGGACACCUACAGGAUGCAGCGCCGCAGUGACCUAACAGGAGGAGGGAUUCAUAAGCGUUCGGUAGAGGAGUGUUUCACCAUCCGUCACUUUGAGAACACCUUCGUCACCGAGACCAAGAUCUGCAAGGCCUAAUGGGAGAACACCCGCACACAUGGAGUGAGGGAGAGAGAGGCGUAGAGGGAGAGAGAGGCGUAGAGGGAGAGAGAGGCGUAGAGGGAGAGAGAGGCGUAGAGGGAGAGAGAGGCGUAG
This is a messenger RNA of Salvelinus namaycush (lake trout), 1004 nucleotides long. Its product is annotated as integral membrane protein 2A-like. The coding region runs from base 129 to 887 and encodes 252 amino acids. Gene Ontology annotation, cellular component: plasma membrane; Golgi apparatus; extracellular exosome. Gene Ontology annotation, molecular function: amyloid-beta binding. Gene Ontology annotation, biological process: negative regulation of amyloid precursor protein biosynthetic process. The transcript has 6 exons. The record is from RefSeq and is a predicted model, not a curated record. Lineage: Eukaryota; Metazoa; Chordata; Actinopteri; Salmoniformes; Salmonidae.